Messenger RNA from Chenopodium quinoa (quinoa), 978 nucleotides. Its product is annotated as jasmonate-induced protein homolog. NCBI's taxonomy places the organism in Eukaryota, Viridiplantae, Streptophyta, Magnoliopsida, Caryophyllales, Amaranthaceae. The transcript is spliced from 2 exons. Bases 150 to 731 code for a protein of 193 amino acids. The record is from RefSeq and is a predicted model, not a curated record.
GUAAUCGAAAACUAGUAGUGGUAUAAGGUAAGAAUUGCAUAUAAAUAGGCGCGAAUGGUUGGCCAGUUUAAUGGUAUAGUGUAAAACACAAAUAAACUUCUUUAGUUUACACAUAUAACCUAAGCUUCAAAUAUCCUAUCAAGGGAAAAAUGGCCUCAGCACAAGAAGCGAUUGUUAUGAAUGACGCGGAGAAAGCAGUCGUGGAGAAGAUGGUAGAGGUGGCUAAAAGCAUUGGCACGACAGAAAAGGAUACGGCUGUUGAUGCUAAGAAUAUGAAACAAACUAGUGCAGUUGUUGCCAUGACAAACUCCACCUUUGCAAGUAUUAAUUUCUCAAAAUUUCAUAACUGGUUUGGGCAAAUUUCGGGUAGUUAUCCUAAAGUUAUUACUAAAGGGUCUCAUGCAACUUUUACCCAUAAGGCGGAUGCUAAGAAUGGAUCCAAGAGCGCGAUAGUGUAUUUAGGCACAAACAAAGAAGGAAUUCCAUGUGGAUGGCUUAUGGCUUGGUGUGCACCCAUUGAUCCUUCCCCAACGAAACGUAACAAGGUGUAUGUUACCUGUGGCAAAGCUGCUGAUUUUAAUAAUGUGAAUUGGAAUCAAGUCCAAACUAAGUUGGAUGCAUCUACUGAUCUUGUUAAUUACUAUGACCCAACAACUAAGACUGCAAUUCAUGCCAACAUCCAACCAGGGUCCAACUUCGCAUCAGUUGGGGCUAGCUUUGGAGCUGUUUAAGCACCACGGUACGAACAACUUAUAUGGACUAGGAUUACUUCCUCUUAUAAUAAGUACGAGUACAUAUUCACGGGUCACUCGUAAUUAUACAUGUUGGCUGGCUAGUACGUUCUUAUCAUGACUUGCAUGUUAAAUAAAUAUUUUAAUAUUGUACUUUAAUAAUAGACCCGACUUGUAUCCAUCUGUAUUACUCUAUUGUAUACAUAUGUAAUAAAAAAUAUGUGCUUGCUUGUUUGGUUACCCUUAA